This is a messenger RNA of Fusarium verticillioides 7600, 501 nucleotides long. RefSeq lists its product as hypothetical. The transcript is spliced from 2 exons. The record is from RefSeq and is a predicted model, not a curated record. Bases 1 to 501 code for a protein of 166 amino acids. NCBI's taxonomy places the organism in Eukaryota, Fungi, Ascomycota, Sordariomycetes, Hypocreales, Nectriaceae.
AUGGCUUCAAACUUGAUAUUUGCCGUCCAGGACCGCGUGCCCAAAGUGGAACGUUUCUGUUUCGGUGACACAGAGGCCAUAUCUCCAGAGGACUUGAAGCGCAGAUUCGUUGAGUGGCAGAAAGGAAGAGAUGUGAUCGGCGUGGCACACUCGCUUCACGGCGACCUGGUCCUCUUCAGAGAAUUCGAGAUCUUCGUGGACGCAAUCUGCUGGAUCGAUCUGGCCCUGGCACAAUACAUUCCACUUCAAAACACAACUGCACCAUCGCUGGCAGUCGUCAUGAACGGACCGAGGAUCCGCUACGCUGGAAGGCUGCACGAACCGGGAAACGACGCGCACUUCGCCAUGAGGACUCUCCUUGGACUCGCAGUUCUGGAUUUCUGGCGCGAGUGGACUUACUGGGGAAAUGGGCUCGGUGCUAUCCCACGCUGGUACGACCUAGCUACAAAAAUAGUCCGGGCUGAUAUCCCAAGACCAGAACGAUGGGGCUUCAUGGGUUGA